Molecule: messenger RNA, 1536 nt
Organism: Hydra vulgaris (swiftwater hydra)
Lineage: Eukaryota; Metazoa; Cnidaria; Hydrozoa; Anthoathecata; Hydridae
Biological process (GO): transmembrane transport
Molecular function (GO): transmembrane transporter activity
Source: RefSeq, a predicted model, not a curated record
GAUUAAAAUUUUAUUUGAUAAAAAAAAAAAAAAAAAAAAAGUAUGAAACAAUGGUACUUAUGAAAAUAUAUCAUAAAUUAUUGUUUGGUUCUGUUGCAACUCCAAUACCUGGUGGAGUUUGUUUAAACGUCUUCUUAAUGAACUUUUUUGAGUCAUUGAUAGUAACAAACAUUUUACCUUUCCUACCUCAUUUGGUAAAAGCGUUGGGUGUGAGCGAGAUAGAUGUUGCUAAGAAAGCCGCUGUUAUUACAUUAUCAUUGUUUAUCAGUAGAAUAUUUAGCAGUUUAAUAUGGGGUUACAUUUGUGACAAAUGUGGAACCAAAUUAUCAAUUAUUUGGAGUAUUGUGGGUCUCAUAGUUUCAACAUUGAUAUUUGGGUUUAGUAGCAGUAUCACAUGGUGUCUUUUAUCAAGAUUUUUGCAAGGAUUUUUUAUGGGUUUGGGCAUUAUAACUAAAGCUUUUAUAUCAAAUUCGACAGAUAAUACCAACCAAGCUGCUGGGCUUACUCUUAUAUUUUCUGGAAGAAGUAUUGGAUUAAUUGUUGGAUCGAGUCUUGGAGGAUUUCUUGCUUUUCCAGUUGAAAACCAUCCACAUAUUUUUACUAAAGGCUCAGUUUUUGAUUUGUUCAAAGUUUUUCUCCCAAGUAUAGUCAUAGCUGCUGGGUUAGGCAUACAAUUAUUUUUAGCAAUAUGGCUAUUUCCUAGUGAUAUAUGUUUAUUGCAGAUGUUAAAAUUAAACAAACUAUCAAGAGAAUGUUAUGAAAAAAUUGAAGACAAAGAAAACACAAUUUUCAUGACUGCUGAUUCAGUUCAUAGUAAAGUUCCUUUAAGGACUUACACAGACAAAGUUUUGCAAUCAAACAUUAUUAAACUUUUAAGCAAUCCAGAUUUUCUUUUAUCUAACUUAUUAUGUGUUGUUCAUGCAAUGUUUUCAGUUGGUUUUGAAGACUUGGUCCCAAUCUUUUUAGCAACCUCAAAAAAAUACAAUGGAGUCGGGAUGUCAGCACCAGAUAUUGGCUUGUUGUUUCUAAUUAUUGCUAUUACUACAAUAUUAUUUCAAGUCGUGUCUUUUAAUAAGCUUUACAACAAAUACGGUGCAAAGAAGAUAUUUAUAUGGUCUUCAUUGAUGUUCAGUUUGUUAACAAUCUUUUUACCCUUAUGUGGAAUAAUUGAAAAAAAAGUAAGUUUGUGGUUUGUUUUGUGGAUCAGUCAGAGCAUUAUACGCUUGUGUAACACCGCUGGUUUCCUUUCUGUAAAUAUUUUUAUAAUUAACUCGGUUGAAAGUGAUGUUGUUGGAUUAGCAAAUGGUUUAGGUUUCUCCAUGGUGUCUAUUGGAAGAACUAUUGGAGUUGCGAUUUUUGGAAACAUUUACUCGUGGUCGAUGGGAAACGUUCAUAGAAAAAUAACAACGAAUGAAGGACUUGGCUUUCCGUUCAAUCAAUAUUGGGCGUUCAUCUUAAUUUCUAUAACUUGCUUAGCUUGUGUUGUUAUAUGUUUUUGUAUUCCCGUACGAUUAAAUAAAAAAUAAGCAUUUUUAA